CUUCCCCAUCAUUUUCAAAUGUAGAUAAUCAUAAAACAUUAGCGACUGACUAAUACUGUAUGUAUAUAAUGGAAAAGAGAAGAUUUCACAAUGUUUGGAGGAUGGAGAUAUUAUAUUGUAGAUAAAACAUUAGCAACUAGUACUGUAUGUGUAACCAGGAGACUUGCAACUCUUUAACUGUUCUUAAAUCCGAGUCCUUGGCUCUCACCACAUGUCAUUACUUUAAUUAAUAAUAUGCGAGAGUUGUAUAUAUAUGUGUAUGUUUACCAAGAAGAAUAUCACAAAUAUUGGUGGAGUGGAGUCGAAGGUGAUCAGACUUUAAUAAUAAUAAUAAUAAUAAUAUUCCAUGAUUGAUAUAUAUAUAUAUGACAAAUUAAGAACAAAGCGCACACACUGCAUGGCCUUGCAGAUGAGGCAAGAAUAAAAGCAUUUGCAUAUUUCAUGCACCAAGGUCCAAGGCAAGUAAAGCACCGAAUGUAAUAAGACUUCAAAUAUUUAAACUUCAUGAGUUCUGAGUUGCUGCCGCUGCUGCUGCUGCUGCUGCUAUUGAUCUAAUUGUUCAGAGGACAACCAUAAAUAAAUAAAUAAAUAAAUCAAUGAACCUCCUCCGUCUCACUACGCAACUGUGGAAUUUAUUUGACGCGUGGGAGAUUCGAUUCCUGGUUUUACUCAGCCUCUUCCUCCAGAUCGUCCUCAUCUUCUCCGCCGACCACCGCAAGCACAACGUCAAUCGGCUACUCAAUGUCGUGCUCUGGUUGGCCUACCUCCUCGCUGAUUCGGUAGCCAUCUUCGCCCUCGGUGUCCUCACCCACUCUCAAGAUGAUGAGUCCUCUCCCUCUCCCUCUCCCUCUCCCUCUGCCGCCGCUGCAAACAGCAUUAAUGAGUUUUCUCUCCAGGCAUUCUGGUCUCCUUUCCUUCUUCUCCACCUUGGCGGGCCAGACACAAUCACCGCUUUCUCCCUCGAAGACAAUGAGCUUUGGCGUCGUCACCUGCUCAACCUUCUCUUCCAAGUCACCACUGCCUUCUACGUCUUCUACAAAUCACUCUUUCUCAGCACAACAUGGCUGUUACCAAGCCUCUUCAUGUUCGCCACCGGCUUGCUCAAGUACGGUGAGCGAACUUGGUCUCUCUUCUCCGCCAGCAUGGACCGUUUCCGCAGCUCCUUGCUCACUGCUCCUGACCCCGGCCCCAACUACGCCAAGUUCAUGGAGGAGUAUGCAUCCAGCAAGAGUGCCGGCCUCCACGCCGAGAUCACCGUCGAGCAAGAGCGCCACCCUAAGUCCGUCACUCCAGACGACACUCAGAAACAUGAUCCAAAGUCUCACGAAGAGAUCGUGCAAUGGGCCUACUGUUUAUUUCUUACUUUCCGGCGUCUCAUCGUCGAUCUCAUUCUCACCUUCGAGGACCGAAUCAACAGUCAAGCCUUCUUCUUGAUAGGCCUCUCCGCCAUUGAAGCCUUCAAAGUGGUUGAAAUCGAGCUGUCUUUCAUCUACGACGUGCUUCAUACUAAGUCCGCCGUGAUCCAUACCACCAUCGGACGUCUCAUCCGUCUCACCACCUUCAUCUACACCAUCAUCGCCCUCUUGCUAUUCUUCCUCAUCGACAAGCGUAAAUACGACCCAAUGGAUGUCAGAGUCACUUACACACUUGCCAUUGGAGCUCUGGUGCUGGAGAUUUACGCCAUGUUUUACGCUAUCGUAUCUUUUUGGACAUACAAUUGGUUAUAUUUCAGCAAAUAUACUAGUCUGUCUUCAUUUGUGUUCCGGCUUUCAAAUUUUUUUUGUAUGUAUAGCAAACCAAGCUGGUCUGAUUCCAUGGCUGGCUACAACCUCCUCUCUUUCUGCUACAAAGACCAAUUCUGGGUGAAAGUCGGCAAGAUAUUGUGCUUCAUCGGUUUGAAAGACACAUGUGACCAGUUCUGGUAUACAAAACACAAACCAGUUCCUGAGAAACUCAAGAAGGUGAUCUUCAGGGAGUUGAAGCUAAAGACCGGCAGCAUCACUGACACAGCGAGUUACAAGCGAUUCAAUGCCUGCCGUGGCGAAUGGGCACUCCGGCAGAAAGGCUACUACAAAGAGUUGGGUUGGAGUGUGGAAGUCGAGUUUGAUGAGUGCGUCCUUCUUUGGCACAUUGCCACUGAUCUAUGCUUCUUUGAAGAAGCUGAAGAGGAGAAAGACAAUAUCAGCCGAGUUGUGUCUGAUUACUUAUUAUACCUUCUCCUUGAGCGACCAUUCAUGCUCACCGCCGGCAUUGGGCAAAUAAGGUACGGUGACACUUGUGCGGAAGUGAAGCACUUCUUCCAGAGAUGGGGGAAGGAGAAGAGUAUUGAAGGUGUUUGCAAGAUGCUUCUUAAAGUUAACACAGAGUACCUGCCAAUAGAUGUGAAAGGAGAUCGAAGCAAAUCAGUGCUUUUCGAUGCGUGCAGGCUAGCCAAAGAUCUGAUGAAGAUCAAGGAAAAGAAGACGAGGUGGGAGGUGAUCAGUCUGGUGUUGGUGGAGAUGUUGUGCUUUGCUGCGACCAAGUGCAGAGGCAACUUCCAUGCUAAACAGUUGAGUAAUGGAGGUGAGUUGCUCACACAUGUCUGGAUUCUCAUGGCGCACAUGGGCAUUGGCGAGCAAUACCGGAUUGAGGCUGGCCAUGCAAGAGCCAAGUUAUUUGUUGCUAAAUGAUUAGCGGUGUGUGUACCCUGUUGUUCCAUGCUUUCCUUCAGCGCUUGACAGUUUUUAUUUUUAUUUGUUGGGUUUUUGUUCUAUUCCGUCUCAUGUCU
Messenger RNA from Dioscorea cayenensis subsp. rotundata (Guinea yam), 2767 nucleotides. RefSeq lists its product as uncharacterized. The coding region runs from base 597 to 2669 and encodes 690 amino acids. The transcript has a single exon. The record is from RefSeq and is a predicted model, not a curated record. Lineage: Eukaryota; Viridiplantae; Streptophyta; Magnoliopsida; Dioscoreales; Dioscoreaceae.